Messenger RNA from Drosophila eugracilis, 1658 nucleotides. Its product is annotated as protein rolling stone-like. Gene Ontology annotation, cellular component: membrane. The record is from RefSeq and is a predicted model, not a curated record. Lineage: Eukaryota; Metazoa; Arthropoda; Insecta; Diptera; Drosophilidae.
CUUUUGCGUGAUUUGUCUGCUUACGUGAACCCUCGAUCGAAUCCAACACAACUUAGCCAAGUUCUAAAGCCAACAGAAGCUAACAAGAUGGGUAAACUCCAGGUGAUCGUGCAUCCGGUGAAGAAGGAGUUCCAGCGGAAGAGCUGCGGCUUUGACCAUGAUACGCCCGAUGAUUUUGUCAAGUCACAGUGGCAGUCAUGUACAAAAAGUAUGGCCUACUUGUUUUAUCGCUGGUUCAUGGCCCUGUUCUUUGUAGUCGUGGUAAUCGUCUCGAUGUGGCCAGAAGCCGAUGAUAAAAGCAGUUAUUGGCUUUACUUCAUCUACAUGACCAACUGGGGCAUCUGGAUGUGCAUGCUGACGAACGUAUUGGGUGCUGUUCUAGUCACAGUCUGGCAUUAUCAUCCAGAAUAUGCGGAUAAACUCCUGAACAUAAAGAGUUCCUUCAGCUAUUUUCGAGUGUAUUGGAGUAUGCAUAUCAUAACUUUGGUGCUGUCUAUAGUGAUCACCAUUAUCUACUGGACUAUUCUAUAUGAUGCUAAGGAGAGCUCUUUGGAUGCCACGAAUGUUCUCACUCAUGCAUUUAACUCAAUUUGCAUGUUCGUCGAUCUGUGGAUAGUGGCACAUCCCCUGAGAUUGCUGCAUGUCUUUCUGCCAGUAUUAUUUGGAGUUGUUUUUGCCAUCUUUUCGUAUAUCUACCAUUUGUGUGGAGGAGUAAAUAAGAAGGGCAUGCCUUAUAUCUACUUCGUGAUUGAUUGGAGGAAACCUCAAGAUGCCUUUAUCACAGUCAUUGGCGUACUCAUCCUGUCCUGUUGCAUUUACGUACUGCUUUUUGCUUUCUUUAAGCUUCGAUUAUUUCUCCAUCGACGCUGUCGUAAUGCUAAUUUCGUACUGCCAACCAGUGCAAAAUCAAAUGGCCAAAUGGAUUUGGAUAAAUCCGGAAAUGGCAUUCAACACUCGCCUUCGCGCAUUUCAAUGGUUUUGGGCAAUUUUGCUGGCUACGAGAAUCAGGCCUAUUUACCUUCCGGCGAGGUCUCAAAUAAAAACUAAUAUUUCGAUUUACUAUUUAGUUUGUAAUAGUUUAGUCAAAUUCAUUUUGUAGAAUUUAUAACCAGUGAUAUUAUAUUUUAUUGUUUUGUGUUAGGUAAAUAAAAAAUUGUUUCUGUGGAAAAUUCUGGGCACAUGCAAGUUCUUUGCAGGUUUUACCUGCAUGUCCUUUGGCUUAAUCAAUAUUUAUUCUCAAACAGAAAACAGGCUUAAGAAUUUAGAUCAAAAAUUCAUUCAUAGUUAAAAGUUCAAAGAAACAUAAAUGUUCCAAAAAAAUCCUUCGGAUUUCUUUUCAAUUCGAUUGACACACCCGCCUUAGGGAACUUUACAAUAAAAAUAAAUAAAUUCCUUUAAUAACAACUAAUUAGAGAGUUGAAUAUUAUAAUUUAUGGUUUUUGUAUGACUUACACUGGUCAGGAAAAUGAUUUAUGGUGAACACAUACCUUAUAGCAAAAUCAUGAUAGGUGAACACUUUGACAAUGCACUGGAGGAUAUCUUUUUAUGAACAGUUUGAGAGUUCUUAAAAAUAAUUAUCAAUAACUUUUAUUUUAAAGAUUUUACAAAUUUAUGUUAAAGGAAAUAUAUUGUGAAUAAACGGUAUGGAAAUUCAUAAA